This is a messenger RNA of Nothobranchius furzeri (turquoise killifish), 2133 nucleotides long. The record is from RefSeq and is a predicted model, not a curated record. NCBI's taxonomy places the organism in Eukaryota, Metazoa, Chordata, Actinopteri, Cyprinodontiformes, Nothobranchiidae.
CGCGGCCCAAGCUGCUGUUAAACACCAACGAAGAAGAUCUCGUCAGAGGAAGCCAGAAUGGACAUGUCAGCAAGUGGCGGAGCAGAGCAGCUGUUCCAGAGUCUGAGCCACGUCUACCGAGGUUUUCUCAGAGGAACAUGUCCCAGGCUGAUGGGAGGAGAUGUUGUGAAAGUGAUCAUGAGCGGCGUGUGUGGACGAGAGCAUGGCAAAGCCUCCUGGGAGAUAAGCUGCUCCAGCAUGACCCUUCUGGAGAAGAUCACCUCUGGUGUGCUGCUUCACAAGCUGCCUGCAGACGUUUCAGCAGGCUGGGAGGAGAUCCUGAAGGCGCUGCUUGAAGAAACGGACCUCAUGUCACAGCUGGUACAGCAGCUCCAUGCUGAGGACCAACUGGUGUCGCACCUGGCAGCAAAGACUGUGUCCAGGUGUGUUUUGUACCUUCUCAAGAAAUCCGGCAUGUGGAGUCCUGUCUGGCAGAAGACGUGCAUUCAGGUAUUCAGCAGCUGUCCCCCCGGUCCUGCGGUCGAUGCCUGCCUGUGGUCUCUUAUCGAAGUCUUCAAAAGGCUUUUGACAGGACCUUCUCAAGAGACUGUCAGGAACCUCGUGGCAGUUUUUGAUGGCAGCAUCAUGGUCUUAUGUUCAAAGCUGCUCCCUGAGGAGAAGAGAGAGAGGACUCUGGACAUCUUUACCUUCACCAAGUCCUGGACAACAACAUUCUGCCUCUUCCUGGACCUCCUGGAGGCCUUGACAAUGUCCAGUAUUAGUUGUGAAUCAGAGGUCUGCCUGAGGAGUCAGAGAAUAGCUCUGAUUCACUCCUCCGCUCUCCUAACAGUCAUCAGCUACUGCUCAGAGGUCUUUAUUAGAAAGAAAAUCCUUCUGUUCCUUAAGAAAGUUCUUCUUCAGAAGGUUGGAGAUGACUGGUUUCCACGAGAUGGGAUGUCCUUUAGACUGAGAUACAAGAGUCUGAGCUCUGAUAUGAGUUUGCUGACUCGGCAUGUGCUACAAGCUGUGACUGCUGGUUGUUUACAGAGGAUUCAAACUGAGCCAGCAGCUUCCUUCGGAGGAGCUCAACACAUUCUAGUAGAUGAAGGCCCAAAGCCAGAUGGAGUGAUGCUCAGAGCGCUCAGCCUCGUCCUUCUCAAGUCCAUAGAGCUUCAGUUACAAGCAGAAGUGGAUGGGACCACUGACGUCUGUGGACAUCUACACAGCUUGUGGGGCUUCUUGAGGCGGAGCUAUGCCUCCCAGGUGGAGGUCACUCACCUGUGCUGCUGGAUCAGCUUGCUCUUUGGAGAUCAGGAUGAUGACCUGAUGGAGGCAGCCAGCUCUUUCCUGUCCAUAUUCCUGAUUUCCAGACGGAGUUUGGGCCUGGAUUGUUCUGCCAUGUCGGAGGUGGCCUGUGUUUCUGGAUACAACCCUCACUGCCACUUUGUUCUCCUGCUGCAGAGCAUCUCAUUCGACCACAGCAUUCUCCUGGACUUCCUGAUCUCCUCGGAAACCUGCUUUCUGAAGUACUUUGUGCGUUACCUGAAGGUCCUUACAGGAGACUGGCAGGGCUUUUCUGCUGCAUGUGGCUGUAAACCUACCUCUCACGUUGAUGGUAAGGAUGAGUUCACGGUGUGUGCGCACUCUUCACACUUACGUCCCAACGUGGAAGAUUCCGUUUUACAUACAAGAGUCGGCCUUGUGGAGUAUGAUAGUUCUGAUGAGUCUGAGGAGUCAGAGACCACAUAUGAAGGACCUGCUGAGUGUGCCAUUAGAAAGAAAACCUCAGUACCUCUAUGGAGUGAGAGUUCAUCACUGCUGAGUCAUCACAUGUGUACAGAUGUGAUGGGACAAAGGACGUGUGGGACGUUGGACAGAGCACUCCUCUGUUUGUCAGAGCUUGGACAGGUGGUGAAAAGGCUGCAGCAGAAAAAGCUCUUCCCAUACAACCCCUCAUCACUUCUAAAGCUUCUGGCAGAAGUACAGGACUGUUUCCAUCAGCUAAACCGCUGCGAAACUUUACAGGCUCCCACAUAGUUCCCAACCAGUGCAUUUGCACCUGAUGUUCAACUCUGCAAAUCUUAACUGUCCCUAAUUUUAUAUUUCCAAAGAGCUAAACUGAACUGUGAUGAUAAUAAAAGAUCCAGAUCAAUA